Messenger RNA from Dreissena polymorpha, 3509 nucleotides. RefSeq lists its product as uncharacterized. NCBI's taxonomy places the organism in Eukaryota, Metazoa, Mollusca, Bivalvia, Myida, Dreissenidae. Bases 494 to 1132 code for a protein of 212 amino acids. Gene Ontology annotation, biological process: homophilic cell-cell adhesion. Gene Ontology annotation, molecular function: calcium ion binding. The transcript is spliced from 6 exons. Gene Ontology annotation, cellular component: membrane. The record is from RefSeq and is a predicted model, not a curated record.
ACUAAGCACAUGUUUAAAAAUGAAAUAAUAUGAAUAUGUUUUUUAAGGUUUAAGACGGCUUAGCUUAACUAACCUUCAAUUGGUCAUUGUAGGCUAACUUACUAUUAAAAAGUACCCAGGGUACUUUUAAGUAUACUACAAUGUACUCGGGGUACGGAAAAAUUGCUAAAAAGUAUUGCGAUGAAUGGCCGGGUGCCUUUAUGCGUAUAAACCGAACUCGGGGUUCACUGUCGUACACUUUCAAGUACCCGGGGUACUUUCAAGAACUACCUGAGCUGACAACGACCAAUUUAGCAUAACUGACCAUUAACGUUCUAAACAACUUGAGCUCUAGUCUGGUUCCCAGCUUCUAUUUUAAACAAAUUAUAUACAGAGGGGCAGGUAAUCCAGACUACUUGAGCUCUUCAAUUUGUAGCCCCGAGAGCAGAUUAGCUGUCCGGACUUUAAGAACGACAUCGAGGACGAAGAUGUGGGCGACGUCCACACGUACAAGAUGUCGUGCCCUCGGGGCAGUGGCGUCUUCGUCAUGGAUCCCCUCACUGGCUGCAUUACCAUGACCAAGGUGUGGGACCUGGACGCGGCCAACAAGCGUCUGGGUGAGGAGACUGUUGUGUGCACAGUCACGGCCACCGACCGCCGUGGACUGACGAGCACCGCCAUGUUUAACAUAAAGAUCAAGGAAGAUGACGACAACAAACCCUUCCUGUCGCAGACCUCCUACGUGUACUGCCCGACUGUGGGUUCCACUUCCGGAAGUGGACCCUACUCCGCAUCCGGGACCGGUGGUCUGACAUACGGGGAUUUGAGCUCAUAUGCAAAAGGCACUAAAUUUGAAACGACCCUCAGAGUUACAGAUUCCGCCGGUCACUACGACGAAUCUCCUGUCACAAUGUUCUUCUGCGACCCACCAGCGCCAUCAAAACCCAACAGCGCCAGCGGCGCAUCGUCGGCGUCGGCAACUUCCGGCGGCAUAGACCACUUCCUGUUCUGGCUGAUUCCGGCGCUGCUCCUUCUGGCGCUCAUGGCGGGGCUGGCCGUGUAUGUCAUUCGGCGAUGCAUCCAAGGCGGCCGAUGCGGUUCCUGUUACCAGUCGCGCGCCGUAAAGACGAUCCGGCCCGACCGGCCGCUUUAAGACCCAGGGAGAGGCCAGACACGAGUGAUCACCGCCAGGGAAGUCGAUGAGCGUCAGGCGGUCUACCGCAAGCCCCCCUCAACAUCAACGCCACCACCUCAACCACCUCCACCGACCGAAAAAGGAACAAUCGCUUCAUGCGAUCUUCCUAUCGUUCACUACCACGAACGUGAUGUGGGGAACCUAGGUGCUAUGUACCCGAAGUAUUGAGAUCAGUAAACAGCGAUCUCCGUGACUUUUCGUGAAUCUUCGGAAUGGUAUCUUCAGACUAUUUUAGAGACAAUUCCAUGACUUUUCGAAAAGCUUCGGAAUAUUUAAAAAAAACAAUUUCAAGCCAAUCAAGUAUUUAUUCAAACCGGAUCGUUAAGUGUUAAAGUUUGUGCAUCAUAAUGCUGUUUAAACAUUAGAAAACUGUAAUUUUGCAAUUUGUUUUCCGCGCAAAAAGCACAAAGAGCUCAUUGUAGUCUUGCUGAAUUAUUACAUAUCUCUAAAAACACCUUUAAUACAGCAAACCGCUGUGAAAGACUUAUUUGUACUCUCUUACUCGUAGAUAAUUGAAUUUUUGAAAAAAGUCAUUAAAUUUGCUUACAAAUAUGUUUUCAAUUGUCUUAACUUACCAUACGUGCAAGAACAAACUGGAUUACAAAAUAUUGCAUUACAUGGUUUUCGAGCCCGGGACCUCUGGCAGCAAAAUAUAAUGCGCUAUAAUUGUGCCACGCAGGCGUUCGUUUUUAUGAACGAACAUUAACCCAGUUAUGCCUAGCGUCUAGAAAAAAGGCCUUUGCAAACAGCGUUAACCCAAAUGAGACGCUGCAUGAUGCGGCGUCUUAUCAGGCUCUGCGCUGUUUGCUUAAAGGAAUAUUUGUAAGAAAUAGUAUUAAUAUAGAAAUAAAUAUAAUAGACAUCCCUAAUUUUGGUAUUAAAUUGAUCCAAUUAAGGAUGGGAGAGUCCACUAGGCAUAAAUGGCUUAACGAACAUUAAAGCUAUACUAGUUCGCAGUGCAUUUAUAACAGAACAAUUAGAAAAGCCUUACAUACGCUUUAUUAUUUUACCAAUUUCGAAUGAUGAAUAACCGUUAAUGAACCAAUAUUAUAAACGUUUUCCCAGUCAGGAUUGUUAAUUCGCUUAAAUAAAACAUUAGGCAUUCAAUACUUUUUAAAUCUAUGAUAUUGAUUUUGAAAAUCGUCAUUUAACUAAACUGUGCUCAAGUUUUUUUAAGAGUUUUACAAUCAAGAUAGAAACCGGUACCGGAGUUAAUGAUGGAAUGGCUUUUAAUCCUUGCAGUUACUUAAUUUUCAACGGUACUGCUGGGUUAUGGUAAGGAAUUUACCACAGAUUAUGGACGUGGACGAUUUGAAAGAUUGAUUACGCAGUUGAAUUAAAAGGACAAACAAGAAAACAAUAAUGAGUACUGCCAACAUUUGACGUAUUAACUCGCGAUUUUCUUCUUUUGAACAUGAAAGACAGGCUGCGGAAAUUUGUGAAUAAAACGCAUUUUAGAUUUAUUCAAAUAAUUAAAUAAAUCUUGCCGGACUGAACAUUUCAUAAUUUGACUUAAAUAGAAUCAAGGCCGUUAUGAAAGACAGUCAAAGUUGAAGUUCCUCACGUGAUUGUAAGAGCAGCUUCGUCUAUUGUACCUGUAUAUUUCAUAUUUUAGUAAUUGGUACUGCUUUCCUCUCGUAAAAAGAUUUAUUAAACUUGUAUAUUGCGACUUUGAAGGGAUCUUAUCACGUUUUGGUAAAUUCACAAAAUAAAAACAACAACAAUUGUUUCAGAUUCGCAAAUUUUCGUUGUAGUUAUGAUAUUUUUUAGGAAACAGUACGGUAAUACUAAACAUUUACCAUACUCUAAAAUAUCCAUAAUAUGUAUCUUUUGACGAGUUAAAACCUGAAUAAAGCAUUAUAAAACGUUGCAAUGCGAAACGAUUGAAUAAUUUGGAGAGUUCUGUUGUUGUCGUUAUAUUUUUUGACACUACGAGGAUUGCUUAUACAAAGUAUAAAAUGCAUCACUUAUUGUAUGAGCACGGGUGGCCGAAGGGUCUAAGCGUUGGAAUUUUAAUCCUGGGGUCAGUGGCUCGAACCCAGUUGAUUUUUACUUAUUUUUUUCUUUAUUUUUUUCUUGUUUUUUUUACUGGAGCUUUUUAGAUCCGAUGUUUACAUUUAUCAAUAUAAAGCAGUUAAUUACGAACUUCAAUAUCUUCCAAAAUCGGUGAACACUUUCCUUUAAGCCAGCCUAAUACUGUUGUUUCAUUAAUGUUUGUUUAUGUAUUUGACUUUUCUCUCAAUAGACGUAUUUAUAAAUGAUCUCUAUUCUUUUUUGAGCAUACUAUGUGAAGGGCGCGAUUAUAUCGUUAUCAAAUAAAGAAAUCGAGACCUUU